GGAGUCGCUCAGUGUCACAGAGACACAUGGCAGCUCGCCUCAAGUCGCUGGAGAACAAGGUCCAUACCUUGGUGGACGCCCGGGUCUGUGAGAAAAAGGAGCAAACUGAGAUUGUACCAACAGAGGAGCAGCCUCAGGUUCCCCAAACCAAAUGUGAUCGCCAGACGAUGGUGAACUUACCCAGCACAAGUCAAGCUGUUCAGUCUGGACUGCCGAGCUGGACACACCCGUGCCGUGACGUCACCACAGACCGGAAGCUCGACGAGAACUCGGACACCGCGCUGUUCCUGCAGCUUCUGGAGAACUUCAGCUCUCACCACCAGACCUCUGUGACUGCUGGGAACCAUCAGGCCGGGGCUGCUGUCUUACAGACUCCUCCUCCUCCUCCUCCUCUUCCCCCUCCCUCUCCUCCUCCCCCUCCUCCUCCCCCUCGUCCUCCUCUCACUAAACCCCCUAUCAAACACGGUAGAGAUGAACCUUUUACCAAUGUGCAGACCAGGGACGAAGAAUUACGAAAUGUUCUCCGAGAGUUUCUGAGUCUCGUUGAAGGAUUGAAAGGUUCACGUGGGGACGUGAUACGUGACAAGGUGGGACGUGGUCAGGUGUCACGUGGUGAGAUGGGACGUGGUGGUGGGAUGGGACGUGGUGGUGAGAUGGGAUGUGACAAGGUGGGACAUGGCGAGAAGGGUCUGGGUCAGAGCGGAGAGCAGACGUCUGUGCGUCCUCAGUGUGUGGACAAAAUGAGCUGUCCGAUAAGUGAGGUGGUUCAGGAGGCAGGCUGUGUGGAAGUGGGUGGGGAGGUGGGUGGGGAGGUGUGUGGGGAGAUGUGUGGGGAUAUGUGUGGGGAGGUGUGUGGGGAUAUGUGUGGGGAGGUGUGUGGGGAUAUGUGUGGGGAGGUGGGUGGGAAUAUGUGUGGGGAGGUGGGUGGGAAUAUGUGUGGGGAGAUGUGUGGGAAUAUGUGUGGGGAGGUGUGUGGGAAUAUGUGUGGGGAGGUGUGUGGUCCAGGGAGGUCCGUGAGGGAAGCGGAGGAUUUCCUCUACACAGGGCUGGUGGGUCUGGUGGGUCUGUCUGAUCGCUGCAGUUGUCGGGGACAGGUGGGGGAAGGGAUGUCGCUACAGGAGAACCACCAACAGCAACAUCAACAGCAGCGACAACAACAUCAGAAGCAACAGCGUCAACAACAGCAACAACAGUCGAUGAAUCUGUCACAGCUGACCCACAAGAAACAGCUGGCACAGCUGCACCCGGGGGUCAGAGGUGAGCACACGACCAGCGACUCACGUCAUGCACGCACUCUGUCAUCCCCUCCUGGAGACCCGAGGGUACUGCGCCCAGUACGCGCGUGA
Aplysia californica (California sea hare) is the source of this 1346-nucleotide messenger RNA. RefSeq names its product histone-lysine N-methyltransferase SETD1B. The record is from RefSeq and is a predicted model, not a curated record. Gene Ontology annotation, biological process: regulation of transcription by RNA polymerase II. Lineage: Eukaryota; Metazoa; Mollusca; Gastropoda; Aplysiida; Aplysiidae.